Messenger RNA from Osmia lignaria (orchard mason bee), 840 nucleotides. Its product is annotated as EEF1A lysine methyltransferase 2. The record is from RefSeq and is a predicted model, not a curated record. Gene Ontology annotation, cellular component: cytoplasm. NCBI's taxonomy places the organism in Eukaryota, Metazoa, Arthropoda, Insecta, Hymenoptera, Megachilidae. Gene Ontology annotation, molecular function: protein-lysine N-methyltransferase activity.
AGUUGGAGGUUAGAUUCAGAAGUAAGGUUAUGUGUGUAUAAUAAUGUGCCUCAUAAUGUGAUUACACGUUUUGCAGUUAUAGAAAUUUUCUAAACAUAUUGCACUGUUUACUACUAACCACUAAUUACAUACAAAUACAUCCAUUAUGGCAGAUCAAAACAUUGAAGAACUUGGCCCAUCAGAUUUAGGUACUCUUGAUUAUUGGGAAAGGAUAUAUUCGGAAGAACUUGAUAAUUUUAAGGAUCACGGGGAUACCGGCGAGAUAUGGUUCGGCAGGAAUAAUUCACUAAAAGUUGUACGUUGGAUUGGUACACAAAUGACACUUUGCAAGGAUGAUAAAAUAAUUGAUAUAGGAUGUGGAAAUGGAAUGACAUUAGUUGAACUUGCAAAAGUGGGUUUUAAAAAUUUAAUGGGUGCAGAUUAUUCACAAAAGGCAAUCAAUUUAGCUAAAGAAAUAAUGAAAGAAAACAAUCUGUUGAUUGACUUAAGAGUUUGUGAUAUAUUGAAUUUAACAAAUUCUGAAUUACCAAUAGAUUUUAAAUUAGUACACGAUAAAGGAACUUAUGAUGCGAUCAGUUUACAUCCAGAGGAUCCUGCAACAAAACGACAAAAGUAUAUAGAAAAUGUGUAUAAAAUUCUGCAACCUGCUGGUUAUCUAGUCUUAACUUCGUGUAAUUGGACUAAAGAGGAAAUAGGAAAGCAUUUUGAAAAUUAUUUUGACAUUCUAAACGUACUCCCUACUGAUACAUUUCUCUUUGGCGGACAGCGUGGAAACACCAUAACACAAUUAGUUCUUCAGAAAAAAAAAACAACAAUAAAUUAGAGAACUGAUCGAUGCAA